Messenger RNA from Arvicanthis niloticus (Nile rat), 1271 nucleotides. RefSeq names its product activator of basal transcription 1. Gene Ontology annotation, cellular component: nucleolus. Gene Ontology annotation, biological process: endonucleolytic cleavage to generate mature 5'-end of SSU-rRNA from (SSU-rRNA, 5.8S rRNA, LSU-rRNA); endonucleolytic cleavage in ITS1 to separate SSU-rRNA from 5.8S rRNA and LSU-rRNA from tricistronic rRNA transcript (SSU-rRNA, 5.8S rRNA, LSU-rRNA); small-subunit processome assembly. NCBI's taxonomy places the organism in Eukaryota, Metazoa, Chordata, Mammalia, Rodentia, Muridae. Gene Ontology annotation, molecular function: RNA binding. The record is from RefSeq and is a predicted model, not a curated record.
ACGGCUGUCGUGCUCCCCAUAUCUGCCAUGGUGAAGGCAAGAGAGUUGGUAGAGGAGCAAAAGGCGGCGAUGGAGGAAGAGGAAGAGCUGAAUGCAGAGGCGGCGGAGGAGCAGGAGGAAGCCGAGGAUGCGGCCAACAGCAGUAGCAGCAAGAAGAAGAAAAAGGUUGUUCCGGGUAUUGUGUACUUGGGCCACGUCCCGCCGCGAUUCCGGCCCCUGCACGUACGCAACCUGCUCAGCGCCUACGGCGAGGUGGGACGCGUUUUCUUCCAGGCCGAGGACCGCUUUGUGAAACGCAAAAAGAAGGCAGCCGCAGCCGCUGGAGGAAAGAAGGGAGCUAAAUACAGCAAGGACUAUACCGAAGGCUGGGUGGAGUUUCGAGACAAGCGCAUAGCCAAGCGAGUGGCAGCCAGUCUGCAUAACACGCCCAUGGGCGCCCGCAAGCGCAGUCCCUUCCGUUAUGACCUGUGGAACCUCAAGUAUUUGCAUCGUUUUACUUGGUCCCACCUCAGUGAACACCUUGCCUUUGAGCGCCAGGUACGAAGGCAACGCCUGAGAGCAGAGGUCGCCCAAGCAAAGCGAGAGACUGACUUCUAUCUUCGAAAUGUAGAACAGGGACAACGCUUCCUUGCAGCUGAUGGGGAUGCUACUCGACCAAAUAGCUCCUGGACAUUUACUCAGCGUCCUACUGAGCAGGAGCUGAGGGACCGGAAAGCAGCACGGCCAGGAGGGCGGGAACGAGCUCGGCUGGCUACCAUCCAGGACCAGGCCCGAUCCAACCGAGGGCUCCUUGCCAGGAUCUUUGGAGCCCCUCUACCUGCAGAGAGCAAGGAAGAACCAUAGCUAGUAAGAGACUCCUGUUGGAAGAAGGAACCAGCCCUGUCCCCUUCUGGUCUGCCUCCUUCAGAGUGUAACCAUCUAGGCAGAUGUUUUCCCUAUUCCACAGACCAAGAGUCUGGUAAAAGGCCUUUUUUGUUGGUGUCUUUUACCUACUUUGACCAAAUCCUGCAAGCGCCAGACUGAGAACCUUACUCGUCCUAUUCAUAAUGAAGACUACUGUAGGUGCCUUUUGCGUUUUGUUUGAUUUCUGAUUGCCUGCCCCUUUCUCAGUGGGCACCUGACAGUUUCUGGCUGGAAGAGUGGACUUGCCUUCCAGUAGGGUAAUGGUCUGUGGUGUUUGUUCACUGUGGUGGGGGGGCUGAAUUAACAGGAAUUGGAUUAGUGGUCCAAUUUGAGGUUUAUAUUUGAAAAUAAAAAAUAAUUUAUUUUUA